CGCCGCGGACCUCUGCCAGACUAUGCAUCACGCGCCCGCCGUCCUUCACCUCGACCUCGACCUCGACCUCGACCUCGACCUCGACCUCGACCUCGACCUCGACCGCGGCCGCGACUAAAUGGCCAACAGCAAGUAUGAAUAUGUGCGCCUGUUUGAGCAGUCGGAUACUCUGCUCGCCAACACGUGGAUUGUCGUCCGCAUCGACGGCCGCGGCUUUUCCAAGUUCACCACCAAAUAUAACUUCACCAAGCCCAACGACAAAAAUGGCCUAGACGUUAUGAAUGCCGCCGCCAAGGCUGUCAUGCAAGAACUACCGGACCUUGUCGUCGCCUUUGGUAACAGCGACGAGUAUAGUUUCGUCUUCCACAAGGACUGCACCUUAUUCGAGCGCCGCGCAAGCAAGCUGACCUCAACAAUCGUCUCCACUUUCACCUCUUAUUAUAUCUUUUCGUGGUCUAGAUAUUUCCCGCACAAGCCACUCACGCCCCCUCUCCCUUCAUUCGACGGACGGGCAGUAUGCUAUCCGAGCGACACCAAUCUCCGUGACUACAUGAGUUGGCGACAAGUUGACUGCCACAUAAACAAUCUAUACAACACUACCUUCUGGACCUUGGUGCAACAAGGCGGCAUGGGCACACGUGAGGCAGAAGAACGACUCAAAGGAACCGUGUCAGCAGACAAGAACGAGAUUCUGUUCAAAGAAUUCGGCAUCAACUACAACAACGAGCCCGAGUGCUUCAGGAAGGGCACUGUGCUGUAUCGAGAUUUUUUCCCUCCCCCGCCAGCUGAAGAGUUGUUCAACCCUGUCUUUGCCGACUUCCCCACACCCCCGCUCCUUGCUCAACCGAUACCGAAGCGCGUUUCUAAAGAUAAGCUGUCUCAGUCUAUCGAGAGAGUUAUCCCGCUUCUGCCAGAGUCAGAAGAGUUGAUAAUAUCGCCUGCCUCUUGCUCACGUCCGACGUUUUUCUCCUCAGCAUCGACUCCUUCGCCGCCACCAUCACCCACCAUGUCAAGAGCAGCAUUGCCCAACCCGCUUCGAUCCAACCCUGUCAUUCCUGAGAGCAGUGCCAAUGCCUCAGACCCGUCUCUGCCACUCUCGCCACCCUCAACAGCCACCUGGGCCAAAUCACACUUCUGCGGCAAGCAACAACUGCCUUCGUUGGCGCUUCUACCUCUUUCUCCACCAACCUUGAAACCAAGUACCAGGCCUCCAAUGUCUUUGAAUGCACCAAACCCAACAACACGCACAAACUUUUCACCAACAACACCGCAGAAUGACUUCCCCGCCGAUUACCCAAUCGCAGGGUACCGCCACCAUCCACUACCAUCAAACAACCAUGUGUUUUCGCACUCGGCCUCUGCGUCCCUUUCGACACCGCAUGCACAACAAGACCAGUACCCUGGGCUGAAACGACGCUCGCCCAGCCAACCAACACUUCCCACCUUCAACUCUGGUAGCAGGGUCCAGACAGGACCACCAUUUAUCCCUCUCCGCAUGUCGAGCAUCCCCGCCAACAAUAAACCGAGGAAGUUGUCACUCCCAGUUCACCAAUCAACAGGCUCACUGAAAGCUACUAGAGGUACUGUCGACGAGAAAGAGGCACUACCCACGCCACCUCGACGAGUUAGUCCGCCAAUGCAAAAGAACAAGGCUCUACCAAGUCCGCCAAUGAGUGCAGAAGAAGAGACGCGAACAAGAGAGAAGGUCAUAGCCAACAGCCCGCGGGAAGAAUCGGCCAGAAACAAUAUCUGUAAUGCUGACGAGCCAGUGGUACGAAGAGCCAGUGACUCUGAGAACCGGGGCGGCCAAGUCUGGACCGAUGAGAGCGCUGCGCAUCCAGGCAUCGCGGAACUGCAUGCCAUUUCCACACCAACAUGGGCGCCAACUUUGGCACAGUCACCACUCACAUCCUCGUCAUUGCACUCGGUGCACCCCACGCCAGAUCUGCACACGCUCAUCUCGUCGACGAUCCCAGCGCCAAAAUCUCAACCCUACCCUACGACACAGCCGUUUCCUAGCACAAGCUUCUCAACCCGGAGCAACCUGCCUCCGCCCAACCUCAAGCUCAAAGACUCGACGCGGGCGAAGCAGCCCAACGAGUCGCAAAAGCGCAGGCAACCCGAGGCGCAGAGGCGGGAAGCGAAGAACCAGACUAGCGAUGAAGGGCGCCCGGUAGCCAUGAGCCGCACACAAAAGGAAAAGGACCGGAAGAAAAGGAGCAAAGCAACCGUGCUGAUGGAGCACGUGGACAUUAUCAAGGAUGAGUUCUGGGUGAGGAGGCCAUGGAUUCUCAGUGGCAAGACGGCAUGA
Exserohilum turcica Et28A is the source of this 2311-nucleotide messenger RNA. RefSeq lists its product as uncharacterized. Gene Ontology annotation, biological process: tRNA modification. The coding region runs from base 119 to 2311 and encodes 730 amino acids. The transcript has 7 exons. NCBI's taxonomy places the organism in Eukaryota, Fungi, Ascomycota, Dothideomycetes, Pleosporales, Pleosporaceae. The record is from RefSeq and is a predicted model, not a curated record. Gene Ontology annotation, molecular function: tRNA guanylyltransferase activity; magnesium ion binding.